UGAAGAGCAGAACUAAUGUGUAGUGAAGUAGUUGCUUGUAGGUCCCUUUUUAGGUGUGGGUAUUUCCUCCUCCUCCCCUCAGAGGAAACUUGGGAAGCUUCAAGGAUUGUUCGUGUCUUCAGUCUUCUUAAACAUUGCCUGUGUUUUCCAGCGACUGCUGCUGCUGUUGCUGUGGGUGCAGGUGUUUCAGUGGUUGCGACUCCAGUGGUUCUGGGAGCAGCAGGCUUCACCUCACUUGGGAUAGCAGCAGGAUCCGUUGCUUCAAGCAUGAUGUCAUAUUCAGCCAUCGCCAACGGAGGAGGGGUGGUAGCAGGUGGCGUGGUGGCUGUCUGUCAAUCUGUUGGUGCAGGUGGUCUGGGCGCUGCCUCUGGAGUUGUGGCUGGUUUAGGAGGUACUUUAGGAGCGCUCCUCUCGUCAUUGUUCUGAAUCAAAAGAAUCUGUGCACACGUGGGCCAACCUAUGAAAAUCAUGACAAUAAAAAAAUAAUAAUAAAUACAA
Molecule: messenger RNA, 498 nt
Organism: Nerophis lumbriciformis (worm pipefish)
Lineage: Eukaryota; Metazoa; Chordata; Actinopteri; Syngnathiformes; Syngnathidae
Source: RefSeq, a predicted model, not a curated record